Carassius auratus (goldfish) is the source of this 3373-nucleotide messenger RNA. It is a transcript of the gene kcnk1b, whose product is annotated as potassium channel, subfamily K, member 1b. Gene Ontology annotation, molecular function: outward rectifier potassium channel activity; potassium ion leak channel activity. The coding region runs from base 293 to 1306 and encodes 337 amino acids. The record is from RefSeq and is a predicted model, not a curated record. The transcript has 3 exons. Gene Ontology annotation, biological process: potassium ion transmembrane transport; stabilization of membrane potential. NCBI's taxonomy places the organism in Eukaryota, Metazoa, Chordata, Actinopteri, Cypriniformes, Cyprinidae. Gene Ontology annotation, cellular component: plasma membrane.
AAAUCCCCCAUCUUAUGUUUGAGACUGCUGUCAUGAUUCAUGUAGGAGGAUGUUAAAAUCAGCACAGUCGAUGCUCUUUCCUCUCUCGUCGAUGUUACCUGGUGGGCGAGAGCCAGUGACGUCACGUCCCCGUUACGAGCUGAGAUCCGUCUCCUCCGCGCUGCAGUGCAUUCGGAGCGGCCCGUGCAAUCAAGAGCUUUAAAACACAUCGAAACCACAAGACCCGACAUCAAUAACAUAAGACCCCACAUCAAUACCAUCAUCACCAUCGAAUUGAAUAGGAAAGCUGAAGAUGCUUCAGUCCCUCGCCGGUAAUUCGUGCGUGCGCUUGAUACAGAGCAACAAAUCGGCAUGGUAUUUUCUGUUUCUCGUGCUCGGCUAUAUUCUGUAUCUCAUAUUCGGAGCGGUGGUUUUCUCCUCGGUGGAGCUGCCGUAUGAAGACCUCUUGCGCCAGCAGCUCAGAGGGAUCAAACGACAGUUCCUCCAGCAGCACGAAUGUCUGUCCGAGGAAAGGCUGGAGAGGUUUCUGUCAAAAGCGCUGGAGGCCAGCAACUAUGGGGUGUCUAUUCUUAACAACGCGUCGGCAAGCUGGAACUGGGACUUCACCUCGUCUUUGUUUUUCGCUAGCACGGUCUUAUCAACCACAGGAUAUGGUCACACCGCACCUCUCUCUGAUGGUGGGAAGGCCUUCUGUAUCAUUUACUCAGUGAUUGGCAUCCCCUUCACCCUCCUCUUCCUCACGGCUGUGGUGCAAAGGAUCAUGGUCUAUAGCACCUGGCGGCCCAUUAUGUAUGUUCAUACACGCUGGGGUCUGUCUAAACCACUGGUGGCCCUGGUUCACGCAACUCUUCUGGCCGUCGUAGCCGUGUCCUGUUUCUUCCUCAUCCCUGCCGCCAUCUUCUCUACCCUAGAAGAGAACUGGAACUUUCUGGAGUCCUUCUACUUCUGCUUUAUCUCACUCUCCACUAUCGGUCUGGGUGACUAUGUGCCUGGGGAGGCCUUUAACCAGAGGUUUCGUGAGCUCUACAAACUCGGCAUCACUGUGUAUCUCCUCCUCGGCCUGAUUGCCAUGCUGGUGGUGUUGGAGACUUUCUGUGAGCUGCAGCAGUUGAAACAGCUGAGGAAGAUGUUUUAUCUGAAGAAGGAGAAGCCCCAGGACCGUCUGUCCAUCAUGGAACAUGACCAACUGACCUUCAGCUCCAUGCCAGAUGGUACUGUCAACUCGCCCCAGGAGGACAAAAGCGAACCCUUUGUGGACUUCCCCGUUCUAACCUCUCCAGGAGGUGAUGACCCAAUGAUCAAAUAGAUGUUUUCACUUCCAUCAACAUAGCUCUCAAUCGAGGGAGACAUCUUUAGCAGAGGGGUCUUGCAAGUGACUGGUAGGAUACAGAAUUGUGAAAAUUCAAAAGUAUGUUGAUCAAGAUUCUGCGUAUUUAACAGCCCUCUACAAAACCAUGAUGCUUGAUAAAAUCAUUCACUGGCUGUAUAUCUGUAAAUGAUCAAAAAGCACACUUAUGCUGCUACCCUACAAAACUACAUUAAAAAGCAGAAUUGCUCACUAGUAUGUACUUACCAAUUGAGCGAACAGAAAUGGUAGAAGUAAUGAUGACCGCAUUUGUGGCAUAAUGUUGAUUACCACCAAAAAUGUAUUUUCUUUUAAGCUCCUUUUCUUGAAAAAAAAAAUCUGUUUCAGUAAGGGACUUACAGUUGACUUGAAUCUGGCCAAUCUGUAAACACUAAAAUACUAUUUUAAUUGUGUAUCCACACAGUAUGUUAAAAUGAUUUUAGCAUGAAAAAGAAAAACGUUUAAUCUUUUCUAGAUAAAUUUAUAGCCAAUUUUAAAUUUUUACCAUCCCAAUGGACUUUAAAUUCUAAGACCAUAAAACUUCAACAAAUAACAGAUUUAACACACAAUAAGUGAUUUUAUAAAUUAGCAGCUUCUCAUUUCUGCUUUUAAAGGUGCAGUUCACCCAAAAAUGAAAAUUCAGUCAUCAUUUACUUAACCAGUAUGACUUUAUUUCUUCUGUGAAAUUCAAAAGCUAUUUGAAAGAAUCUUGGUCAUUUGAGUUCCCAUUAACAUGCAUUGUAUGGAAAAAAAGGCAACACUUUUCACCAACAUUCUUCAAAAUAUUGCCUUUUAUGUUCCACAGAAGAAAGUCAUAGAGGUUUGAAACAACUUGAAAUAAAUUUGAGUUUUUAUUUCUGGCUGAACCAUUAGUUCAACCCUUUAAAAAAAAAAAAAAAACAUUUACUUCUUUCUUUUUGAAUAACUAGGAGCUGUUUCUUGAUAAUCAACUUUUGUCACAACUGCUGCUAGUUAAGCUUGGCUUUUCAAGGUAUGAACCCAGAAUAGUUUUGUGGUCCAAAUUUUCAAAAAUAGACUCUAAAUCAAAAUGCACUUCUGCUCGGAUCUAAGCUUCGAAUAAAGAUCACCAUCUUCUCACAUCUUUAUGAACAUGAGAUCUCACUUACAUUUUAGUGGAGACCCGUCAUCAAACAUAGUAGUUGCCCAUCAUGUGUUAAGUUUUAUUUCCAGCUCAUGUGAUCUACCUUGUGAGCUUGCAACUAGAGUAACACUUAAGGAUAUCUGCUACUAGUGGUGUUAGAAAUGACUUUAGAAGUCUCUCUUGAAGCUGUAUCUAAUGCAUUGAAAUGUUAAGACUGUAAUGCAGCAUAUACUGUAGCAUAAAUCAGUGUAGAAGCACAAAAACGUUCCUGCUCAAAAGCGAGUCAUUACACAUUUUAGAUGACAUGGAGUUAAAAUAGUGUGACAUUUAUCUUAAGGGAUAUUUUAAAUGUGUUUUAAAGGGAAAAACCAUGUUAUACCCUGUAUAAUUUUCUCAUUUUAAAAAGUGAUGUUUUACAGAGGUCUAAAUAUUAAAAUGCUUGACAGAGUAAUCGGAGAUUACAUGGAUUUUUGAAUCCAAGGUUGAAUAAUGGUUGGCUCCGUGUGUCCUUGUCCUAAGCUACUGAAAAAUCCAGUGCAAUGCCGUUACAUUCCAAAAAAAGGUUUGGAGAAAAUCUUGGAUUACUGAAUUGUGGUUCAGUAUUAUCGACUAAUUGACUGUAUAAAACUUAGAUCAUCCAGAUCUUUGAUUGUUGCAUUCAGAGCAUUUCUGUGGCUAUUUAAUAAACAUAAAUUAAUUAUAUUUUUGAAACAUGCUUGAAGUGUUGUUUACAAUAGAAUGCUUGUGCUUGUAUUAUGAGAAUGACUGUUGUAGGCACAGACUGAUGACUACUGUUUAAGGUUCGGUUGGAAGAUCACACUGUACUGCAGAUUGUGCUGCAUCACUUUCAGCGCAGUAAGAAUGUCAAGACAUUAUCACAAUAUAAUAAAAGUUGAAUUUUUAGGUCUCAUUUUAACUUCUGUUGU